AUGUUUUUACCUUUCUUUCUUUCUUUCUUUCUUUCUUUCUUUCUUUCUUUCUUUUUUUCUUUCUUUUUUUCUUUCUUUCUAUUUCCUUCUUUCCUUCUUUCUAUUUCCUUCUUUCUUUCUUUCUAUUUCCUUCUUUCCUUCUUUCUAUUUCCUUCUUUCCUUCUUUCUAUUUCAUUCUUUCUAUUUCUUUCUUUCUUUCUUUCUAUUUCCUUCUUUCUUUCUUUCUAUUUCCUUCUUACCUUCUUUAUAUUUGCUUCUUUCUAUUUCCUUCUUUCUAUUUCCUUCUUUCUUUCUUUCUUUCUAUUUCCUUCUUUCCCUCUUUCUAUUUCUUUCUUUCUAUUUCCUUCUUUCCCUCUUUCUAUUUCUUUCUUUCUAUUUCCUUCUUUCUAUUUCCUUCUUUCUUUCUUUCUAUUUCCUUCUUUCUUUCUAUUUCCUUCUUUCCUUCUUUCUAUUUCCUUCUUUCUAUUUACUUCUUUCUAUUUCCUUCUUUCUAUUUCUUUCUUUCUUUCUUUCUAUUUCCUUCUUUCCUUCUUUCUAUUUCCUUCUUUCUAUUUCCUUUAUUCUAUUUCCUUCUUUCCUUCUUUCUAUUUCCUUCUUUCUAUUUCUUUCUUUCUUUCUUUCUAUUUCCUUCUUUCUUUCUUUCUUUCUAUUUCCUUCUUUCCUUCUUUCUAUUUCCUUCUUUCCUUCUUUUUAUUUCCUUCUUUCUAUUUCCUUCUUUCUUUUUUUUCUAUUUCCUUCUUUCCUUCUUUCUAUUUCCUUCUUUCCUUCUUUCUAUUUCCUUCUUUCUAUUUCCUUCUUUCUUUCUUUCUAUUUCCUUCUUUCUAUUUCCUUCUUUCUUUCUUUCUAUUUCCUUCUUUCCUUCUUUCUAUUUCCUUCUUUCUAUUUCUUUCGUUCUUUAUUUCUUUCUUUCUAUUUCCUUCUUUCCUUCUGUCUAUUUCCUUCUUUCUUUCUUUCUAUUUCCUUCUUUCUAUUUCCUUCUUUCCUUCUUUCUAUUUCCUUCUUUCUAUUUCCUUCUUUGAUUCUUUCUAUUUCCUUCUUUCCUUCUUUCUAUUUCCUUCUUUCCUUCUUUCUAUUUCCUUCAUUCCUUCUUUCUAUUUCCUUCUUUAUUUCUUUCUAUUUCCUCCUUUCCUUCUUUCUAUUUCCUUGUUUCUAUUUCUUUCUUUCUUUCUACUUCCUUCUUUCUUUCUUUCUAUUUCCUUCUUUCCUUCUUUCUAUUUCCUUCUUUCUAUUUCCUUCUUUCUUUCUUUCUAUUUCCUUCUUUCUUUCCUUCUAUUUCCUUCUUUCUAUUUCCUUCUUUCCUUCUUUCUAUUUCCUUCUUUCCUUCUUUCUAUUUCCUUCUUUCUUUCCUUCUAUUUCCUUCUUUCCUUCUUUCUAAUUCCUUCUUUCUAUUUCCUUCUUUCUUUCCUUCUAUUUCCUUCUUUCCUUCUUUCUAUUUCCUUCUUUCCUUCUUUCUAUUUCCUUCUUUCCUUCUUUCUAUUUCCUUCUUUCUUUCCUUCUAUUUCCUUCUUUCCUUCUUUCUAUUUCCUUCUUUCUUUCCUUCUAUUUACUUCUUUCUUUCUAUUUCCUUCUUUCCUUCUUUCUAUUUCCUUCUUUCCUUCUUUCUAUUUCCUUCUUUCUUUCCUUCUAUUUCCUUCUUUCCUUCUUUCUAUUUCCUUCUUUUCUUCUUUCUAUUUCCUUCUUUCUAUUUCCUUCUUUCCUUCUUUCUAUUUCCUUCUUUCCUUCUUUCUAUUUCCUUCUUUCCUUCUUUCUAUUUCCUUCUUUCCUUCUUUCUAUUUCCUUCUUUCUUUCCUUCUAUUUCCUUCUUUCCUUCUUUCUAUUUCCUUCUUUCCUUCUUUCUAUUUCCUUCUUUCUUUCCUUCUAUUUCCUUCUUUCCUUCUUUCUAAUUCCUUCUUUCUAUUUCCUUCUUUCUUUCCUUCUAUUUCCUUCUUUCCUACUUUCUAUUUCCUUCUUUCCUUCUUUCUAUUUCCUUCUUUCCUUCUUUCUAUUUCCUUCUUUCCUUCUUUCUAUUUCCUUUUUUCCUUCUUUUUAUUUCCUUCUUUCCUUCUUUCUAUUUCCUUCUUUCCUUCUUUCUAUUUCCUUCUUUCCUUCUUUCUAUUUCCUUCUUUCUUUCCUUCUAUUUCCUUCUUUCCUUCUUUCUAUUUCCUUCUUUCUAUUUCCUUCUUUCUUUCCUUCUAUUUCCUUCUUUCCUUCUUUCUAUUUCCUUCUUUCCUUCUUUUUAUUUCCUUCUUUCCUUCUUUCUAUUUCCUUCUUUCCUUCUUUCUAUUUCCUUCUUUCUUUCCUUCUAUUUCCUUCUUUCCUUCUUUCUAUUUCCUUCUUUCUUUCUUUCUAUUUCCUUCUUUCUUUCCUUCUAUUUCCUUCUAUCCUUCUUUCUAUUUCCUUCUUUCCUUCCUUCUAUUUCCUUCUUUCUUUCCUUCUAUUUCCUUCUUUCCUUCUUUCUAUUUCCUUUUUCCUUCUUUCUAUUUCCUUCUUUCUUUCCUUCUAUUUCCUUCUUUCUUUCCUUCUAUUUCCUUCUUUCCUUCUUUCUAUUUCCUUCUUUCCUUCUUUCUAUUUCCUUCUUUCUUUCCUUCUAUUUCCUUCUUUCCUUCUUUCUAUUUCCUUCUUUCCUUCUUUCUAUUUCCUUCUUUCUAUUUCCUUCUAUUUCCUUCUUUCCUUCUUUCUAUUUCCCUCUUUCCUUCUUUCUAUUUCCUUCUUUCCUUCUUUCUAUUUCCUUCUUUCUUUCCUUCUAUUUCCUUCUUUCCUUCUUUCUAUUUCCUUCUUUCUUUCCUUCUAUUUCCUUCUUUCCUUCUUUCUAUUUCCUUCUUUCCUUCUUUCUAUUUCCUUCUUUCUUUCUUUCUAUUUCCUUCUUUCCUUCUUUCUAUUUCCUUCUUUCCUUCUUUCUAUUUCCUUCUUUCUUUCCUUCUAUUUCCUUCUUUCCUUCUUUCUAUUUUCUUCUUUCCUUCUUUCUAUUUCCUUCUUUCUUUCCUUCUAUUUCCUUCUUUCCUUCUUUCUAUUUCCUUCUUUCUUUCCUUCUAUUUCCUUCUAUCCUUCUUUCUAUUUCCUUCUUUCCUUCUUUCUAUUUCCUUCUUUCUUUCCUUCUAUUUCCUUCUUUCCUUCUUUCUAUUUCCUUCUUUCCUUCUUUCUAUUUCCUUCUUUCUUUCCUUCUAUUUCCUUCUUUCUAUUUCCUUCUUUCCUUCUUUCUAUUUCCUUCUUUCUUUCUUUCUAUUUCCUUCUUUCUUUCCUUCUAUUUCCUUCUUUCCUUCUUUCUAUUUCCUUCUUUCCUUCUUUCUAUUUCCUUCUUUCCUUCUUUCUAUUUCCUUCUUUCUUUCCUUCUAUUUCCUUCUUUCUUUACUUUCUCUCCUAAUCAUUUGCACUCUUUUAUCAUUUUUUCCUAAUUUUUUCACUCUUUUUUUCUUCGGUUCUUUCUUUACGUUUAUUUUCUUCUUCUCUUUCGUUCUUUUCUGCCAUUAA
This is a messenger RNA of Acanthosepion pharaonis, 3447 nucleotides long. The record is from the annotation of a GenBank genome assembly. NCBI's taxonomy places the organism in Eukaryota, Metazoa, Mollusca, Cephalopoda, Sepiida, Sepiidae.